GGCGUCAAUGGGAGCCUGUUAGAGCAUCAAAGUGUGUGCGAAAGCAGAAAUCUGUGACAUCAGUGACAGGACAGGAGAAGCAGCAUUUAGAUUACAGCGCAGCUAUUUACAUAUGGGGGUGUGCUGGCUGUAUAAAGGCUGAGAUUCAGGCUCUAACACACAGCUGCUGAGUACUUUGGAUGUGAUGUGCAAUGUCAAGGUUUAAAAAGAUCGUCUUGAAAAAUUCACAGUAGAGCUCAGACGCACAUGUAGCUGCAGGAAUCACAAGAGAGAGAAAAAGUGAGAAGAAAAAGAGUUUUUGCAAAUCUGUCAUCUUUUCCAGGAUAUAAACAGGUUGUGAUACACCUACAAAAUGACAGCUACCUGGCUUCUGCUUCUGCUUGUCACCCUUCACUUCACCAGCACGUCACUGAUCAUGGGACAGUAUUUCCCUGAAGAUGGAGAGAGUGAGAGAGUUCCCUUAGAUGACAUCCUUCAGCGAGCUGAAAACAUUAUCAUCAGAUCAAUUCUGAGGAAGAUAGAAGAGGAUGAAGUCAAUGAGGAUCCAGGCACUGCUCAGGGAGAGUGGUUGUCCAAGCGGCAACAUCCUGGCAAGAGAUUCCAAGAAGAUCUAGAAAAAAGACAGCAUCCAGGAAAAAGAGAUGAUGGUGAAGCAAUGGAUUACCUGGAGGCUCAGAAAAGACAACACCCUGGGAAAAGAGAUGAAGAUGAUGUGUAUCUUGAUGCUGAAAAGAGACAGCACCCAGGGAAAAGAGACGAUGACAAUGACUCUGAAAGUUAUGCAGAUAUACAGAAGAGGCCACUUCUUUCCAGACGACCUAUCUGGGGCCAGUACAGUGACAACACUGGCACUCAGCUGGCACACCUAAAUGAGAUAUCAAAGAGGCAACAUCCAGGAAAACGAUACUUGCUGUAUAACAAACGACAGCACCCUGGUAAAAGGAGCUGGGAGGAAGAACAGGACCAGUUGCAAGAUCUAGAAAAGCGCCAACACCCAGGCAAGAGAUACAUCGACUCUGACAGUUUGGACUAUAACUCUCCUUGUGACAUUCAGGACCCAGUUAACUGCAGCAAAGCGGGGCUCUUAUUAGAGGUGCUAGAUAAGGUCAAUAAAGGGAGGGCAGAUGAAAAACGACAACAUCCAGGAAGGCGAUUUUUAUGGGAAGGAGAUAUGGGUGAUGAAGAAUAGAACCCCCUUGCAAAUCAGCUAUUACUGUAAAAUGCACCAUUACUUUAUUAUGAGUUCUCUGUAAGACCACUUAAAGUUUUAUUUCUCUGCUGCCAUCUACCAUUAGGCACACAGUUUUGUACAAAAAGCUGACACAAGCAUUUCUAGGUCUGACAGAGUAUUGCUUAUAACAACAGUAAAUAGAGCAAGGCAGAAAAUUAUAUGAAAAACUCAAUUCUUGUCUAAGAAAAUAUUCUGUUGGAAACAUUGCUUUUCAAAUAUGGAUGGGUCAUACAUAGUCACCCUGAAUAUAUCACUAAAUAAUUAAUAGAAUGCUUAUAGGUGCAAUUGCCUUUGAAUGAAAAACAAAAGAAACUACCCCAACUGUCAAAAUACAUGGAUGUUGUGUCUUGCAGUCUUGUACAGUGACUUAACUUUUUUCUUCAUAUUGCAUAAAAAUGUUAUUAAGACUGCCUCAGCAAUUUGAAAUGCAGAGACUAGAAAAUGAAGCAGUGCAUAGGAAAUGCUACCUUCCUUCAAAAUCCAGCUUAAGCUUUAUCAAUAAAAACAUUAAUGGUCAUACUAAUUCUAUAUCACUAGUGGUUCCAGAUGAUUUCAUAAUACAUUCUUUUAUGGUGUGCUUUCUCCUGAUUUUGUACUGUUUCUGUAGCUUACGUGAACAGAAUCAUAAGCAUGCAUUCCCUCUCACUGCCACUGAGAAAGUAAAGUAAUUGAUUUGCAAAUGCUAAAUUCUGACCGAAAGAAAAUUUUCCACCCAAUAAAUUAGAAGCUAUAUGGACUUGUAAACUCUUUGUAAUGACUGGUACCUUUCCCUAUAAGAACAUAAAAUGUUUCUGUCUUCCAAAUAAAAUGAACACUGAGAAGCAUGUACUAUACAAUGGCAAGUAUACAUAGUGAGGUAUUGCAGUCACUGGUAAAAAGCAACACUAAUAACCGCAAUCAAGAGGAAGGUGUCUAAAUAUUUACAAACUAUGGUUCAUGUAACAUACACUUGAAUGGUAAAUUAAAUUGUCUUAAUCUGUUGAGUUAAAAGUUAGGAAGCACUAAUGCACCCACCUGAUGACACAGCACUUCUUCAAUUAAUCAGAGAUUUCCAUACUACUGUUGAGUGUGCAGCACUCAUUUCAAGUGUUGAAAUAAAAAUGCUUGCCCAUUUACUGUUGCUAAACAAUGCUGAGAAAAUAGAAAAUUUAGCAAAACAAUGCUAUGUACCAAAAUGUAUUUGGCCAUCUUGAAUUAUGAUUAUAUUUCAGGUCAAAUUCCAAAGGCAUGGGUCAAUGUUGCAGAUCUUGUCUGCCAGGACAGAGUCACUGCCUCUGGCUGUCCAAGAGCAAGCACCAUAACCAGUUAAUGUAUUCACGAGGGGAUGAGUUACAUAGUGUACAGCAGGAGGAGUUACACUGUGAAACUCUUGGUGAGUAAUGGAUGAUAUUCUCAUAUAGAAAAGUGGAAUAUUAGCUGAGAAAUCAUCACUGCCAUAAACUAUCUACAUUAAGCUAUUCUGUAACAGGCAAGUAAAAUGAACCAAAGUAUGUACUCAGACGAUAAGUAUAUCCACUUAAAAUACAGAAGUGUAACAGCAAUGGAGCUAAGAAAACCAGGGGCCAAAUCAAGCAACAUAUAACGGGACAGUAGCUUAUGGGAAAGUGUAGGCGGCAGGUUUCAUCCUUUACAUUUAUAAACAGUAUAUAGGAUAUGAUAUAGUAUCAGGGAAGUUAGAUGGUAAAUUGCAUUACACUGUAUGAAAGGGCAACAGCUGUUAUAUCUAAAUUACAUGGGACAUAGGCCAAGAAUGAUCUGAUAUGCAUUUACUGUAAACAAUCCCAAAAUGUAAUAACAAUGCCACCAGCUCACUGUUGCUCUGUUACUCCAUAUGUGCGAUAUCCUUGAUAUUCUGCCAUACUGAACACUAGCAUUGUUGUGGCUGACUACAACAUCCCCUCCCUUACAUAAGGCAUUCUUCACAGCAUUCUUUUAUUAUUUGUCUGAUCCACCAGUUUUCACAUGCUCUUUGAAUCAUAGCAACACAUAUAUAUUUUUUAGGGGGAGAGUAAGUGUAACAAAUAUGACUAUCCAUUAGGUCAUACCUGCUUCCUAGUUUGCAUAUGUAGCAUUGAGAAUUGCAUAAGCCUUCAUUUGCAAACAAGACCAUACUAUGUUCACUUACAAAGUCAGAGCACUGCCAUUCCUGAGUGUUAGAAAACAUUGAAAUCUGGUACUUAAUCCAGUGAACCCUUAUCUUUAUAAUGAUCAUAUUCUAAUUUGGCACCAAAAGCUGAAUAUGUGUAGAUGCCUGGUCAAUAUUCUGUAUAUUAUUAAAAUUAAUGAUGCCAGAGUAUUACAAAUGGGGUCUAUAUUAUUUCACUGAAAGUUAUUUAAAGCAAACACCUUUCUGUUGAACCCUAUUCAGCAAAAAUCACUUUUGCAAUUUGCUGAAUUUACCAAGGGCAAGGAAGUAGUUGGCCAACUAUACAACUUUGCCCUUUUCCCCACUGUAGUGCAGUUUCAGCAUUGGUAUAUAUAGUUAGGGGAUAUGGGAGUGCAGCCCCCCCACAUCUUGGGGUGUGGGGUCAAAACACCCCACUUGGAUGGGUUUGGUUUAGUUAGUUGUGGCUUCCAUUGUGCUGCAGGGCAAUUGUUUUCUUGCCCUUGGAAAAUUCAGUGAAUCACGGAAGUGAUUUUUACUGAAUGGGGGUCGAUGGAAAGGUGUUUCCUAAAAAUAACUUUUGGUGACCUAAUACAGAUCCUUACAAAUGUACAAUAACUUGUAGUGUAAGUGUAAUGGUUUGACAUUCUUGGAGGUAUCAUUAGAGACUGUGGCUUAAAAUUAUGGCCAGGCUAGUUCUCUGAGUGGGUUUGGGAAAACAUCUCCACCUUAAGGGUGGGAGCUUUAAAGGCUUCUAGACAACUUAUAACAUGUUUUGACAUAUAAAUAAAAGUAUCAGUAUGUAAGGGGAUGGGGUCAGCACCACAAGGUGUCAUUAGCUACCCUGAGUGCUUACAGUGGUUGUCCAGUUCUCAGCCUGAUGCAUCCUUCACUUUGCCAGAACAGGCUAUUGACUCUGUCUCACAGGGCUGUAGGGUUACAAUUGGAUUAGAGACUUAUUCAUUGGAGGAAGUUCAGGCCCAUAGAUAGACAAUGUGCCACCACAGACACAGAACUUGACUAAUAACACACCCUAGAGUUGUUAAAAAAGGAUAAUCUUAACCAAACCACAUUUCUGGAAUACCAAAGGUUAAUUAAGUGAGUACUGCAAAGAUCCUCCAACAUAAUUCUGUUCAUACUGUCAAAACACAGAUUUCUAUGCUCACAUUCUCAGCUUUCCAAGAACUCAUAACAAAGUCCAUCAGCCCAGUAUAAACAGCAAAUACGUGAACAUGUGCACACAAGCAAACGAGCGUGCGUGCACACACACACACACACACACACACACACACACUCACACACACACACACACACACACGCGCAUGUACCAACGUGCACACGUGCACAGACACACAUGCGCACUCGCGCACACACACUCUCACACACACGAUUAGAUGUAGUAUCAGUACCUGUUAUGCACAGUGAGUAUCUACAUGUUUGACUGACAUCUCUGCAUGUCUUAUACAGUGUGGCAAAAUGAUGAGACAAGUGUUUCUGCAACAGUUUAGUGACUCUGCUUUGUCACACUAGUAACUAUUAUUCUGCAGUCAGCUGCACUUACCAAAGAAAAACAGAUAGAUUAUCCCACAGCUUAUGAAACUAUUGUAAGCUGGACCCAUAUUUGGAAAUACUAGUGAUGUGUAUCAGGGUUUGGGGGCUGUGCCUGUGCAAUUCUCAUGGCCCUCUAACAGGACUUUGUGUCCUAAAGCUGUAACUAGUAGUUAUGAGAGAUAUAAAAUAUAAAUCCGCAUUACCUUUCGGAAAGUCUGUUAGGAUUUAUAAAAGAAAUAAAAAUUCAAACAAUAUACAAAUCACAGACAACAAAUAAUUUCUUAUAAAUUAUAGGAUAAUAAUUAUAGAGCUUUGCCACUAUUUGGGAAGACAUCUGGGCACUGCUUGCACUCAUAUUAUUUAUUUUAUUCAUUUGUUAAGACCACUGGACGUAGGCGCCCUUUUUAGAGAGCAACUUUGAAGUACUGUCUAGUUAAGUGUCUUGGUCUGAGUCACACAUCAGACAAAUGGAAGGAAUUUAUCCUUGUAUCUUGGGUACAGGAAUAAGCUAGUUAACAUCUCAGAGUCAUAAUCUGAUCAGACUGAAGCUAUUUUCCCUUUUGUUCCUCAUCUAACUUGCUUUUACUGACUGAGUUAUGCCCACUAGCCUUGUGAUCUAUUUUCAUGGGAGAGCCAAAGUGGUAAUUUUAAAGAUGUUUGCAGUUUUGUUAAUUACAAUAGCAUGGAUGCAAGCUCAUAACUGUCUAGACAUUGUUUUGUUUGCUGCAUUGUCAUACAUACUACCAUAAUUUGAUUAUUAUGAGUGCUAAGUAAUCUUCAAGGAUGAAUAUCAGCAGCAUCAUUAACAGAACUCCUGUGUAUGAAGCAGUCACAAAGCCGAGGGACAUAUCACUAUGACCCUGUUUGCAUUCUAUGUUCAACAGGGCUCUGCGAUUAAAAAACAAGCUAUAAAUCAUUUUGCAUAAAUAUUAUUUUUUUAGUGUAGUUCAAACAUCGGUAAGAGCUAUUAAAGAACAGGAUGAAUGCAAUUUGAAAAAUAUAAUAUAGGAAAUAAAGCAAUUAUUUCCAUUUCUUUCUUUAGCUCUACAUUGCAAAUAAGAAGUGCUCUAGCCUUCAGAUACUGCAUUGAUGUAAAAGAUGUCAGUAAAAGACUAAGACCAGUAAACAAUACGCACUUAAAGAACAGAUACUGGAAAAGCAUUGUGAAACCUUGGUAAAUGUGUUCCAUCAUGACUUUAAACUGAUUAAUUCUUCAUAGUUGCUCAGUUUUCUUUCAGGGGUAUACCUUGUGUCCAGGAUUCUUUCUUUUACUUUAAUUCUAAACAGAGCUUCCAUAAAGAAAUGUGCUACUCUCUGCCUAGUUAUUUAUAUAAUGCAAAAGAAAUAUCUUUACUUUGUGUGGUCUUCAGAUAUAUGUAUAAAUGUAUACAUAUAUGAAAGUGGUUUAGCAGAACUACAUAUAUACAUACAUGCAUAUCCCCUGCUUUGGAUGUCGUACUCUACAAUUGUAAAUUUUACUUACAGUGUGUAAAAAUUUCAAGUGUUUUCCUGAACAAAGAAAUGGCUAUCCAAAUUAUUUUUUUAUGCAAGACCCAAUUAGUGACAGUGGAUUGAUGUUGACUGUGUAAAUAAGUAUUUUAAUACUGAAAUAAACACUGCUGUGUAAAUAGUGAAAGACUCCCUCUGGGAUUCUGCGUGUGUAUUAUACAAAAUUAAAUGCAUCCAAAAUAAACCUGCAAGCAUCUUGUUAAGA
This is a messenger RNA of Protopterus annectens (West African lungfish), 6600 nucleotides long. RefSeq names its product thyrotropin releasing hormone (gene TRH). Gene Ontology annotation, cellular component: extracellular region. Gene Ontology annotation, biological process: hormone-mediated signaling pathway. The record is from RefSeq and is a predicted model, not a curated record. Gene Ontology annotation, molecular function: thyrotropin-releasing hormone activity. Bases 353 to 1189 code for a protein of 278 amino acids. The transcript has 3 exons. Lineage: Eukaryota; Metazoa; Chordata; Ceratodontiformes; Protopteridae.